Trichobilharzia szidati is the source of this 1784-nucleotide messenger RNA. NCBI's taxonomy places the organism in Eukaryota, Metazoa, Platyhelminthes, Trematoda, Strigeidida, Schistosomatidae. The record is from the annotation of a GenBank genome assembly.
ACAACCAUCCAUGCACCAGGGUGUAUAUGCAGAAUGAUCCAUGGUCUAGACGACUGUCAGCGGAAGAGAAAGAAAAUGUAGAACCACUUCUUCACCAAUCACACUCAUCAGAUGAAAUAAUUAUGCAUGUUAAGGAAACAUUCCACAAGGACAUAACUCUUAAUGACGUUAGAAAUCUGAAAGCUUCAGUUAAUAAAGGUAACGUUAAUGUAAAUGUAAAUUACUUCAGGUAUAUCGAGCCGUUAUGACAUUUUUGAAUUCCUUAAGUCCCGUGGGAAGUUAUUGGAGUAUUAUUCAGAUGAACCGAUAAGGAAUUCACUAAUGAGAGUCUGUUUUUCUACUUAUGAGCAAAUAGAUUUGUAUAAACAGUUUCCGGAGGUUGUUGGCAUCGAUUCUACAUAUAACGCAAAUAAAGGGAAUUGUGACGGACAAUUUUGGUCGUGGGAGACCGGUUCUAUUUGCUUGGACGCGAAAGGAAUUCAAGCGUGAUGUUGUUUGGAUUUUGGACUCGUUUCGAGGAAUAAUGGAAGACACCUCUAAAACAGAAACAUUCAUUAUGGAUUGUGCGCAAGCCGAAAUAGGAGCAGUGAAGUUAACACACAGAGAAGCGCACAUUGUUCUUUGUUCUUUUCAUGUUUGUCGUGCAUUUUGUCGUAAAACGCGGAAUCCCAUUGUUAAGAACUACUUAUGUCGCUUAAUUCAGUGUACAAGGAGAUCUGAAUUUAACUUCUAUUUCAGAGUUAUAAGCAGAUUGGAUGUUGGUGUUAGUCAGUAUUUACAACGUCGUUGGAUGAGUCGACGACACUUGUGGGCAGCAGCUUUCAGGGAACAUGUACUGACUUUGGGUAAUGAUACCAACAAUCGAGUAGAAAGUUCUCACAAGCAGAUGAAGCGGUACUUGCUUAGAUCAGAUGGUCUGCAUAAAAGCAUGCUGAAGGUUUACAAAUGGUUUCAACUAAGUAAUUCUAGAAUAGAGCAGGAGUCCAUGAUUGCUCAGUCGCGUUCCCUCAAGUAUUCAUGUUCCGAACGCAUAAUACCAAUUUUACGCCAGCUGACGCCAUACACUGCGAAGAAAGUGAUCGCUGAUUAUGCAAAGCGACGAUGGACUUCUUUUCAGUUUGAAGCUUUUGAUUAUAUCUUCUUGGAUGACAAUGGGAGACAAGUAGAGGUGGAUCUGCGUGCAUGCACAUGUACUUGUAGGACGUUCCAGACUUGUCGGUAUCCCUGUCGACACUUGCUGUUGGUGCAUUUAAGAACGGCGUUUUUCACAGGUAAAAUACCCUUUUUUGAAAUUUGUAUAUUCAUUUACACGUAAGAUAUACUAGGUUGCCACCUGAAGUAUUCCCUAUUUUAUGUCUCCAUAGUUAAUGCAUUUUAAACUACUCCUAACUGACUGAAAUUCGUAGAUACUAAAAUGUAUAUAUAUUUCAUAAGGGUUUGUCUUAACUGAAAACAGGACGUAAGCACUGUCAUUAUUUAUCCUUUAAUAUUGUGUGCAUAAUUCUAUUUCCGUUUACUGUUCCACGUUUUGUAGUUAAUCAUGUGCUGCAGAAGUGUAAACGAUGGACAUGGUCUCGCCACUCGCACGCAAUUCCAAGCACGUCAGCAAUUGUGCCGCGAAAUCAAUGUGACUUAUACGUAACCAAUAGGAGGCUUAUUAAUGCGGGCCUGACGAGAAUUUGUGACAAAUAUGGACGGACGUUUGCCGCAGAGUUCGCUGGAGAAGUAGUCGCUCAAAUCAACAAUGUUCUUGAUGUGUAAAUUAACUACUUUCGUAUUACAAU